GGGCUUGUUGGCGGAGAGGUUGUACAAAAAAAAAAAAAAAGAUACACUACCUCCACUCCUUGUCACAGCUGGCCUAGUAUUCUGUUACAGAUACAAGCAAGCCAUGGAUUCUGAGUACUCUGACUCCUAUGAUAUGUACUGGGGGACCCUUGGAACAGUACGACCCUACUCCAAUUUCUACCCUGACAGAGAUGUGACGGAGAUCGUGACAGCACUGGAAAACAAAGACACAGUGACGCUACUGAGAAUACUAACCAAUAGGAACAACGCCCAGAGGCAAGUAAUUGCUCAGGUCUUUCAGGAGCUAACACAUAAGGAUAUAAUAACUGCUCUGAAGAAAGCUUUAUCUGGAGACCUGGAGCUUCUUUUGCUGGAACUGUUGAUGCCCCCCGUGGAGUAUGAAGCUUACCGUCUCCAGGAGGCCAUGGCGGGUUUGGGCACAGAUGAAGAAACGCUUGCGGAAAUUCUGAGCACAAGAUCUGGAAAGCAGCUGCAAAGCAUCAGUGCUGCAUACAAAGAAAUGUAUAAGAAGGAUCUGGAAAAGGAAAUCGAAUCGGAAACCAGUAAUGACUUUGAGAAGCUUCUUAAAGCUUUGCUACAUAAAGGAUGUGUCGCUGGUGUGGUUCAGACAGACAUUGAGACUCUCUCUGCAUCCCUAAAAGGGAAGAAAGCUGAGGCAGGACAAUGGAUUGACAUAUUGACUUCUAGAGAUGUAGAACAUAUUGACAACGUGUUGAUGGGACUGGAGCUGGAGCUUGGGCAGACGGUGGAUCAGAUCAUAGAGAAAAGGUUUUCAGGAGACUUUCGCUUGGGUCUGAAAGUUUUGGUACAGUGCAUUCAAAACCGUGAUGCCUACCUUGCCACGAGACUUAAGACCAUGAAGAAAGAAAUAGUGCAGCGGAUUAUGGUGUCUCACAGUGAGGAAGAUCUACUCUGUAUCCGAGCUGCUUUCAUUAAAUUAACAGGCACUUCCCUCUACACUGCACUGCAGAACCACUUUAAAGGAGACUAUCUAAAGGCACUGCUUGCUAUAUGUCGAUCUGAAGAUUAAAUAAAGCCUACAAGUUUUAGCUGCACCUGCUACUCACUGAUCUAGUAACUUCCUUCCCAUUGCUAGUACAAAAAUAAGCUCUGUUUUAUGCUAAUCUUCAUAUUGCAUUGAAUCACUUACUUUAGGUAUACACAUUUUAUAUAUAUAUAUAUAUAUAUAU
Molecule: messenger RNA, 1211 nt
Organism: Haplochromis burtoni (Burton's mouthbrooder)
Lineage: Eukaryota; Metazoa; Chordata; Actinopteri; Cichliformes; Cichlidae
Gene: anxa14
Product: annexin A14
Exons: 13
Coding region: 104-1051 (315 amino acids)
Cellular component (GO): cytoplasm
Molecular function (GO): calcium ion binding; calcium-dependent phospholipid binding
Source: RefSeq, a predicted model, not a curated record